AUCACAUUCAUUUUACUUAGAAUCGAUGCAUCGCUAAGUGAGUCUUAUUUUGACCUCAGGGCGUUUAGUUUUGCGCUCCUUCGAGGACAAUUUUGAUUUUGUGUGGUGUACAAAAAUCCUCAAAGAUUGACUCCGUGUGGGGCUGGGCUUCGCCCCCGCUGCGUUUGCAGCUGGGAAACGCGCGCGGACACAAGAGGAUGGGGGAGGGCGGGUCCCCCGGCGGCGGCGGCAGUGGCGCGCGGCUGUCGCACACGUCGGAGAAGCACCCGCGCGCCAUACUCGGGGAGCUGUCAGCGCUCCGUCGACACCGCGAGCUAUGCGACGUCGUGCUCAAUGUGGCCAAUAGAAAACUAUUCGCACACAGGGUGAUCCUGUCGGCAUGCAGCCCGUACUUCCGCGCGAUGUUCACGGGCGAGCUGGCGGAGUCCCGCGCCACGGAGGUCACGAUCCGCGACGUGGACGAGCACGCCAUGGAGCAGCUCGUGGAGUUCUGCUACACCGCACACAUCGUCGUCGAGGAGAGCAAUGUGCAGGCGCUGCUGCCAGCGGCGUGCCUGCUGCAGCUGCAGGAGAUCCAGGACGUGUGCUGCGAGUUCCUGAAGCGGCAGCUGGACUGCUCCAACUGCCUCGGCAUCCGCGCCUUCGCCGACACGCACUCGUGCCGCGAGCUGCUGCGCAUCGCCGACAAGUUCACGCAGCAGAACUUUCCCGAGGUGAUGGAGAGCGAGGAGUUCCUGCUGCUGCCGGCGGCGCAGCUCAUCGACAUCGUGUCGUCGGACGAGCUCAACGUGCGCUCGGAGGAGCAGACGUUCCAGGCCGUCAUGUCGUGGGUCAAGUACAACGUCGCCGAGCGGCGCCAGCACCUCGCGCAGGUGCUGCAGCACGUGCGCCUGCCACUGCUAAGUCCCAAGUUCCUGGUGGGGACGGUGUCGUCCGAGCUACUGAUCCGUUCCGAUGACGCCUGUCGAGACCUGUUAGACGAGGCUAAGAACUACCUGCUGCUGCCGCAGGAGCGACCGCUCAUGCAGGGCCCACGUACGAGGCCCAGGAAGCCCACGAGAAGAGGUGAGGUGCUGUUCGCGGUGGGCGGCUGGUGCUCCGGCGACGCCAUCGCGUCCGUGGAGCGCUUCGACCCGCAGAGCGCCGAGUGGAAGAUGGUGGCGCCCAUGUCCAAGCGGCGCUGCGGCGUGGGCGUGGCCGUGCUGCACGACCUUCUCUACGCCGUGGGGGGGCACGACGGCCAGAGCUACCUCAACAGCAUCGAGCGGUACGACCCGCAGACCAACCAGUGGUGCGGCGCGGUGGCGCCCACGUCGUCGUGCCGCACGUCGGUGGGCGUGGCCGUGCUGGACGGCGCGCUGUACGCCGUGGGCGGCCAGGACGGCGUGCAGUGCCUCAACCACGUCGAGCGGUACGACCCCAAGGAGAACCGCUGGACCAAGGUGGCCGCGAUGACCACGCGGAGGCUGGGCGUGGCCGUGGCGGUGCUGGGGGGACACCUGUACGCGGUCGGCGGCUCCGACGGCCAGUCGCCUCUCAACACCGUGGAGCGCUACGACCCGCGCGCCAACAAGUGGUCGGGCGUGGCGCCCAUGUCGACGCGCCGCAAGCACCUGGGCUGCGCCGUGUUCGACGGGCAGAUCUACGCCGUGGGGGGGCGCGACGACUGCACCGAGCUCUCCUCGGCCGAGCGGUACGAGCCAGCGACGGACUCGUGGUCACCGGUGGUGGCGAUGACGUCACGACGGAGCGGCGUGGGGCUGGCGGUGGUCAACGGUCAGCUGUACGCGGUGGGCGGCUUCGAUGGAACCGCAUAUCUCAAGUCUAUCGAAGUGUUCGACCCGGAGUCGAACCAGUGGCGACUGUGCGGCGCCAUGAACUACCGACGACUGGGCGGCGGCGUGGGCGUCAUGCGCGCGCCGCACCACGACAACCACUACAUCUGGAAUCGAAAAGACUCGGUGGUCUGAACGCCGCCGUACACUCAACUCCUAUCAGGUUAAGUCUCUCUAAGUAUCGUGUAUUUUAUUGUUAUAACUAUAUAUUAAUUGACUAUUUAUAAAUAAAUGAAAAUACAAAUUUUAGAAUAUA
This is a messenger RNA of Vanessa tameamea, 2091 nucleotides long. RefSeq names its product kelch-like protein diablo (gene dbo). The transcript is spliced from 15 exons. Bases 198 to 1970 code for a protein of 590 amino acids. The record is from RefSeq and is a predicted model, not a curated record. Gene Ontology annotation, molecular function: protein binding. NCBI's taxonomy places the organism in Eukaryota, Metazoa, Arthropoda, Insecta, Lepidoptera, Nymphalidae.